AUGCCUUAUUAUGCCAGAACCAAGGGCCGGACGCAGGAAAUCCCUCCCGACGGCAGCCGGACACCUCUCUCCGGCGCCCGGUCACCGCUGCCGCCCCGGACACCCCUCGACCAACGACCCCCGUCGCGCUCCCUGCCCGACCUGAGCGCUGAUGUCCGCGCCGCCCUCGAGGCACCCAAGCACGACGACGUCACCUACCGCCACAGCGUCUGGACUCGCUGCCGAUGCUGCCGCCCCGGCCGCGGACCUUUCGCCCUGCUGCGCCGCGUCAUCCUCGUCCCGCUCGCCGACAUCCUGCAGUUUCUCGAGACGGCCUCCGAGUCUGUGCCGCCCGUCAUCCCGGCGUUGCUCGCCGCGCUGUUCUUGCUGGUAGCGCUGCCACUGUUGAUCGCCGGUGACUUCAUAUGA
Molecule: messenger RNA, 408 nt
Organism: Colletotrichum higginsianum IMI 349063
Lineage: Eukaryota; Fungi; Ascomycota; Sordariomycetes; Glomerellales; Glomerellaceae
Exons: 3
Coding region: 1-408 (135 amino acids)
Source: RefSeq, a predicted model, not a curated record